Trachymyrmex cornetzi is the source of this 474-nucleotide messenger RNA. RefSeq lists its product as uncharacterized. NCBI's taxonomy places the organism in Eukaryota, Metazoa, Arthropoda, Insecta, Hymenoptera, Formicidae. The record is from RefSeq and is a predicted model, not a curated record. The transcript has 2 exons. The coding region runs from base 1 to 474 and encodes 157 amino acids.
AUGGAUAAAAAUACCAAAACAAAAGAAGUCAAACAACCCAGCAAAUCUAAGAGUAUAGAAACUCCUAGAAAAGAAAUAACUGGGAUAGAGAAGGAGAGGGAAAGCAAAUCGGUGGUGGGUAGGAAAAAUAGGAAGACAACCAACUUAGAGAAGACAACUGAUUCUAGGAGUAAAUCUCAGGCAGCUACACCGGCGAAAUCCCUAAAAACAAGGGAAGAGAGGAUUAAAACCAACAGGAGAGUGCCCAGAACGGCUGCCGUACAAAUAAGCUGCCGCGGUGAGGCAACUCAUGCGGAGGUUAUGCGUAUUGCAAAGACCAAGGUGGAUAUUGAUAGCCUUGAAAUCCCGGAGAUAAGGCCAAGAAAGGCCAGAACAAGAGCACUCCUUCUUGAGAUCCCGGGAAAAGAAGGGGCUAGCAAAGCAGAUGCGCUAGCCGGUAAGCUCAAAGAAGCCCUCGGAACGAGAAAGUACUAA